This is a messenger RNA of Gracilinanus agilis (Agile Gracile Mouse Opossum), 1667 nucleotides long. RefSeq names its product CDAN1 interacting nuclease 1 (gene CDIN1). The transcript is spliced from 9 exons. NCBI's taxonomy places the organism in Eukaryota, Metazoa, Chordata, Mammalia, Didelphimorphia, Didelphidae. Gene Ontology annotation, biological process: erythrocyte differentiation. The coding region runs from base 1 to 729 and encodes 242 amino acids. The record is from RefSeq and is a predicted model, not a curated record. Gene Ontology annotation, cellular component: cytoplasm; nucleus.
AUGAUAUUGACCAAGGCCCAGUACGAGGAGAUAGCUCAGUUCCUCGUGGCUGUGCCACCUACCAGGCAGAGCCUGAGGAAGCUGAAACAGAGGUUCCCCAGUCAAUCGCAGUCCACUCUGCUGAGCAUCUUCUCCCAGGAGUACCAGAAACAUAUUAAGAGAACGCAUGCUAAACAUCAUACCGUGGAGGCUAUCGAAACUUAUUACCAGAGGUACCUGAGUGGAGUGGUGAAAGAUGGAACAGCCCCUGUGCUUUUGGAGCUGGCCAAUGAGGUGGACUAUGCACCUUCAUUGAUGGCUCGAAUUAUAUUGGAAAGGUUCCUACAAGACCAAGAAGAAUCUCCACAGAUUAUCCUAAUUGUUAGGAACUUUCUCCUUACCUCCAAGCUAAGCUUGUUCAUUGAUGAAGAUCAACUCCGUGCAAAGGGUUAUGACAAAACACCAGAUUUUAUUUUAGAAGUACCAGUCGUAAUGCUUUGUCCCUUAGCUCUAGAAGGGCACAUAAUUCACUGGAUUGAAAGCAAAGCCUCAUUUGGUGAUGAAUGUAGCCACCAGGCCUACCUGCACGACCAAUUCUGGAGCUACUGGAACAGAUUUGGUCCUGGAUUAGUGAUCUAUUGGUAUGGAUUCAUCGAGGAGCUCGAUUGUAACCGAGAAAGGGGCAUCUUACUCAAAGACUGCUUUCCCACUGACCUUGUCACCCUAGGCCAGAGCAUAGCUCAGCCCUGACCAUCCUGGAAAUGACGCUGGGAGGAAGAGGUGAAUCCGGAAGCAAUUUGACUUUCCUGCAAUAUAAACUGCUGGCAACAUCUGCCCUGAACUUCAGCUGAACUCUUGCUUGCCCGUGGUCACACCAGUACCUCUUCAGACAAAUAUCAAGAGUUUCUGUUUUGUUUCAUCCCUUGUUGAUGCGAGCAGCCAAGAACUACAGACAUAACCCACUCAUUAUCAGCAUUUCUGUCUCUGUCAAACAGUUGGUUUAUAGAUAGUCAUAAUCUCUCUUCCUUCCGGAUGGUUUCUCCUUGCCUGUAGAACAAAAGAAAAAAUGUGGAGGCUGAAAGGUGUGAUUUUCAAUUCUCCUCCUGGUUGCAGAAUCACCCCCUUUAUUAUUUUUUUUUCAAAGCUUCUAUUCAUUUUCUCUUCCUUCUCCUUUUCUCUUCCUAUAUACAUGUAGAUAACCAGUAUUUUAUUAAGGUAAUGGGCAGAUCUAGGUCAAAAUGAAAACCUCUUCCCCCUUCCCCAUCUAAAAAGCUAAGAAAUGAUGUAUGAAAGUAUGAUUUCACUGUUAACUACAACAGUCCAUUGUCAGUAGAUGGCUCAGGGCAUAAAGGUGGGAGCUGUGCUUAGGGGUUAUAUUGUCCACCCUGAUCAGAGUUUCCUGACUUGAAUGGCAUUCAGCCAAGCAGUGAGCAGCAUUUUAUGUGAAUUUCCUCUUUUUUCAGGAACAUCUGAACAUCAAACGUAUUUAUGUUGAUCAGUUUCAAACGUAUUUUUCAACACCACAAUUAGAGGGCAUCUACAUUACAUUGAUGUUAGGGAUUGACAUUUGAAGGGAGGCAACUUAGAUCCAGUUAAGAGUUCUGUCUAAAAGAGUAUUUUAAAAUGUCCGGGGGGGGGGGGGGUAAUAAACAGGCAUAUUGUCAGAUACUUACAAAAUAAAAAGUAAA